GUUUACAGACACAGGUUACUCAUACACUCAUGGCUUGGCUCAGUUCUGCAUAAACAGGAGGGGACAAAUAUAGUCUGGGUGUCAAAGCAGAGCAGGUAGACACACAGAAAAAAGGGGGAAAAUGUUUAUUAUGACUGUGCUCUGGCUUCUGCUUUUACUGCCUGGCUUCAGCACUCUAAUGGGAUCUCCUCUAGACGAGCCACAGGAAAAAGUCUCUGCUUUGAAUUCCUCUGCUGACACCACAGUAAGCAACCGUUUACGUCGUUCAAUUCUGAUGCCUGAGAUCACCCAUCUGGAACUGCUGGUGGUAGUGGGGCCAGAUGUCCAGCAGGUCCACAAGCAGGACACAGAACGAUACAUCCUCACCAACCUCAACAUUGCCUCUGAGCUUUUGAGAGACUUGACCCUGGGUGCCAACAUGAGGGUACACCUGGUUCGCAUGAUCAUCCUGUCAGAGCCAGAGGCAGAGAUCCAAAUGUCCACCAACAUCACCUCCUCUCUCAGAAGUGUGUGUGAUUGGGGCAGAAGGAUCAACCCCUCCAAUGACUCAGACCCACUACACGCUGACCUCCUAUUGUAUAUAACAAGGUAUGACCUGGAGCUGCCUGAUGGGAACAAGCAGGUCAGGGGGGUGACACAGCUGGGUGGGGCCUGCUCCAGUGAAUGGAGCUGUGUGAUCACAGAGGACACGGGGUUCGACCUGGGCAUCACCAUCGCUCAUGAAGUUGGCCACAGUUUUGGAAUCAACCACGACGGAGUGGGGAACAGCUGUAGUCGGAGUGGCUUCAUGAUGGCCUCGGAUGGAGGCUACAACAGUGUGGAUUUGACCUGGUCCCCCUGCAGCAGACAGCAGCUUCUCACUUUUUUCAGUGAAGGGAAAGCUGAAUGUGUCAAGGACUUUCCUGCACUGAGAGGCUCCCUACAGGACUGGAAGCCCGGGCAGUAUUAUGGAGUUGACGACCAGUGUCGCAUAGCUUUUGGCAGCACUGCAAGAGCCUGCUCAUUCUCCAAUCCUGACAUGCCGGCUUGUCGUGUUCUGUCCUGUCACGUUAAACCUGAAGAUGUCAGCUCCUGUAAACGUCUCCUGGUUCCACUGCUGGAUGGGACAGAGUGUGCACCCAAUCAGUGGUGUCUGAAGGGACGCUGUGUAUUCCCAGAUGACUUUGGCUUCUCUGUUGUGGUCAAUGGCUCCUGGUCCACCUGGUCUGAGUUUUCCUCCUGCUCCAGGACAUGUGGUGGAGGGGUCGUGCUCCGUACGAGGGAAUGCAACAACCCAAGACCUGCUUUUGGAGGAAAUGAUUGUGAGGGUCCAGAUAUUGAGGCUGAACUUUGUAACCAACAGCCUUGUAAGCAGACCCAGUUGGAGUUCAUGGCAGAGCAGUGUUCACAAACAGACCUCCAACCCCUAUACCUGCUACCCAACACUGCCUCCUUCUACAAAUGGAUCCCCACUAUUGGCUUUGUCAAAGGGGAUGAGCAGUGCAGAUAUAUGUGUCAGUCAGAUAGAGAAAACUUCAUAGUAAGCCGUGGGUCUUGUUUUGUGGACGGUACUCGCUGUGAGUCGGAGAGCCUAACUUCUUACGGCACAACAGCUGCAUGUCUUCAAGGCAGAUGCCAGCUGUUCGGGUGUGAUGCAGUGCUGCACUCCGGGAAAGUGUGGGAUGUGUGUGGGGUGUGUGGUGGAGAUGGGUCGACCUGCAUUUUAAAAUCUGCCUCCUACAGUGGUGGUCGUGCCAAAGAGUACACCACUUUUCUGACUCUGCCAAUUAAUGCCACUCAGGUCCAUAUUGUUAACAGGGCACCUGUCUUCACUCACUUAGCUGUAAUGGUUGGGGAUCAAUACAUUGUGUCUGGAAAGGGUGCCAUGGCUCUGAAUGUCACCCAUCCCUCACCACUAGAUGAAGACCAUAUACAGUACCGCCUUCACCUGACUUUUGACCUUUUACCUGAGAUUGAAGAAGUGGUAGUACCUGGACCUCUGAAACAGGAGAUAACUGUACAGAUCUAUCGCAAAUAUGGAAAAGAAUAUGGUGAAAAAACCAAUCCAAACAUUCACUUUCAGUUUUAUGUACCAAGAAACAAGAACUUGACAGACAGCUCACCUAGAGGCAAAUGGGCUGCUUUGACAACACCUUGCUCUGUCACUUGUGGAUUGGGUAUAGAGAAGUAUGAGCAUGUCUGUGUAGAUGAAGACACCAACAACCUUUUGAAGCCACACUACUGUAAAGCCCCUCCUCCAACCACAGCACUGCACAGAACUUGUCAGCUCCCGUCCUGUCCCCCCAGAUGGUCUGUGUCAGAGCCAGCAAACUGUUCUGCAGUGUGUGGACCAGGAGAAGCAAAACGCAACGUGUCAUGUAUCCGGCAAGAAGAUGGUUUGGAUGUCUUGGUGGAUCAAAGUUUUUGUUUAAAUCAGAUCAAACCUCUGGAUUCAUUGCCAUGUUUGGUGAACGUCUGCCCCAUUGGGUGGGAAUCUGAGGGGGAGGUACAGCCCAGUUUAAAGUCUAGUUUGUUACCACGCUCUAGACAGGCUCCUGUGUAUGUCUGGAGCCCUGUUGUCAGCCAGUGUUCUAGGACCUGUGGAAAUGGAACCCUACAAGUGUGGUUUUCUUGUGUGGAUCACCAGACCAGACUGGGGGUGCCUGACUUCAACUGUGACUCUUCCAGCAAGCCUGAUCCUCACACUGAGAUGUGUGGUAUUUCUCCCUGCCCUUCAAUGUGGCGCUCAAAGCAAGGAGUCUGCAGUGUAACGUGUGGAGGCGGGGUAGCCAAGAGAGUGCUGUUCUGUGCUAGAGAGGCAAAUGGGGAGCAGGAGGAGGUGUUGGAGGACUACAACUGCAGCAGUUUUCCCAAACCAACAGCAGUGGUUUCGUGUAAUACCCACAGCUGCCCUGCAAGGUGGAAGGUAUUCAGGACAUCGGCCUGCUCUGUGUCCUGUGACCUGGGUGUAGCUCAGAGGAAUGUGUCUUGUGUCCAGUUUAUCCAUGGAAAGGAGAGCGUGGUUCCAAAGGAUAGCUGCCAUGCGGGUGUCAAACCUGCCACCACGGUGCCUUGCCUGGUGCAAGUGUGCACCUUCAAGUGGGAGGUGAAACCAUGGAGCCAGUGUUCAGCACCCUGUGGAUAUGGUAUCCAGUCCAGAGCUGUCUCCUGCAUGGGCCCCUCUGAACCUGAGCCUCUCAGCCCCCUGUUUUGCAUGCACAUACCCAAACCAAUCACAAUCCGAGGCUGCUACAUGGGCAGCUGCAGGGACGUCACCUCGGACAAGACCACUUCAAUCAGGAAAGCAAACCUAACAGAAAAGCCUCUCCCAUCUCCCACUCCGGUACAUAAAGAUGCACCACAGCAACACAUAGGCAGCAUUCCUCCGAGGUCAACAGAGGCCAUGACCAUCAAACAGACUACCACAGCCAUUCCAACACCUAAGUAUAGUGCAUGUGGACAGCUACUCCUGGAGGAAUCUGGCACUGUGGAUUUAAACAACGCUCCGAGCAGAUGCACAGUGUCAAUAGGUAGACCUAUCGACGAGGUCAUCAGCAUUAGAGUCAUAUCCAGCUCUUUGGAUUGCAGAAAAAGGGAGUAUGUGGCAUUUUUCGAUCGUCUGGCUUUCGUGAGGAAGUGCGUGCAUGCAGCAGGCAGUGAACUGUCCACCAGAACCAAUGUCCUGCUUGUUCGGCAAAGUCUGGUCACUCCUGGAAAUGGGGUUGUGUUUACCUACAGAUCGGAGAAGAAUACAAAAAGGAACCACCAUCAAGGUUGCGACGUUCAGCUAUUUUCCCCCGGCGGCAUUUUUGAGAAUCCAGUCACAUCAAACAGCAGUCACACCUGCCGAGUGCUCAUCAACGCCCCUCCCUCAGUGAAGAUCAGGAUCCAGGCGCUGCACAUAGGAUCAGUAUUCAACACCACCAACUCCCAGUCUACAUUUAUUAUGAUCCGAGACAUGGAUGUCUUAAAGACCAACGUGUUCAAUGGCCAGCAGCUGUUUCUGUGGCACUCCUCUGGAAAUAUGGCUGAGGUUGAAUUUCACGGUGAUUACCUGUACUCCAAAGGAACCUUCAGAGCUGAAUAUUCCUUUGUGCGUUUUUAAUCCGAGCAACAAACUUUUAGGAAUAGGUUAAAGAUUAUAUAUGUAACAUUUCUUAGGUUUGCUGUACCUAAAAUGAUCAUUUAUCCUAUU
Messenger RNA from Girardinichthys multiradiatus, 4174 nucleotides. RefSeq names its product ADAM metallopeptidase with thrombospondin type 1 motif, 13 (gene adamts13). Bases 122 to 4084 code for a protein of 1320 amino acids. The transcript is spliced from 28 exons. NCBI's taxonomy places the organism in Eukaryota, Metazoa, Chordata, Actinopteri, Cyprinodontiformes, Goodeidae. Gene Ontology annotation, cellular component: extracellular matrix. Gene Ontology annotation, biological process: proteolysis; extracellular matrix organization. Gene Ontology annotation, molecular function: metalloendopeptidase activity. The record is from RefSeq and is a predicted model, not a curated record.